AUGUCUUACGAUUACCUCUUCAAGUACAUAAUCAUCGGAGACACAGGCGUAGGGAAGUCAUGCCUGCUCUUGCAAUUCACUGACAAAAGAUUCCAGCCUGUUCAUGAUCUCACCAUCGGCGUUGAAUUCGGAGCUCGCAUGGUCACCAUCGAUGGCCGCCCUAUUAAGCUUCAAAUUUGGGACACUGCUGGGCAAGAGUCCUUCAGAUCGAUCACUAGAUCUUACUACAGAGGAGCAGCCGGAGCACUUCUGGUUUAUGAUAUUACCAGGAGAGAGACGUUUAAUCACCUAGCAAGCUGGCUGGAGGAUGCUCGGCAGCAUGCAAAUCCCAACAUGUCAAUUAUGCUUAUUGGGAACAAGUGUGAUCUUGCUCAUCGAAGGGCUGUUACCAAAGAGGAAGGGGAACAGUUUGCAAAAGAAAAUGGACUUCUGUUCCUGGAGGCAUCUGCAAGAACAGCUCAAAAUGUUGAGGAGGCCUUCAUAGGGACUGCUGGAAAGAUCCUUCAGAAUAUCCAGGAAGGUGUGUUUGAUGUAUCCAAUGAGUCUUCGGGGAUCAAGGUUGGAUAUGGGCGAGCCCAAGGCCCAUCAGGUGCAAGGGAUGGAACUGUUGCUCAAAGCGGUGGGUGCUGCGGUUAA
Dovyalis caffra is the source of this 636-nucleotide messenger RNA. The record is from the annotation of a GenBank genome assembly. NCBI's taxonomy places the organism in Eukaryota, Viridiplantae, Streptophyta, Magnoliopsida, Malpighiales, Salicaceae.